This is a messenger RNA of Benincasa hispida (wax gourd), 1865 nucleotides long. Its product is annotated as ATP synthase subunit B. Lineage: Eukaryota; Viridiplantae; Streptophyta; Magnoliopsida; Cucurbitales; Cucurbitaceae. The record is from RefSeq and is a predicted model, not a curated record.
UUGGAGCUGCUCUCCUCUCUCAACAUUGGAGCUAGUACGUAGUUUUGUCGAAAUUGGUUACAUCGGAAAAAGAAGAAGAAAAAGAAGGAAAGAAAACAAAGGAAAAAAGGAGUUGCACCGAAAUUGGUUUGCUGGAGAAAGAAGAAAGAAAGAGGAAGAAAAGAAAGAAAAAGCUUCGUAGAAAUUGGUUCGAUAAAGAAGUUGUGGUCGCACAAAAAAAAAGAAGAAGAAACGAGAAAAAAAAAAAAGAAAAAAAGAAAUCUAAAGAAAGGGCACAUUUAUAACUUCACGGAUAGUUAAAGAUUGUUUUAAAAAAGCGGGAAGCCUCUAAAUAGGUUGCAAUUUUCUUCAAGCUACUGAUGUUUCAGGCUUCCACAUUGUUUUCAGUUUUCAUCUUCUGGGUGAUAAGGAACUGAGCCAGAGCCAGAGCCCAGAGGGAAAACAAUGGAAGAAUUGAGGAAACUAGAACAAGUACAGAAACUCAUUACGUUAAUGGAUUCGCGCGGAAUCGCCAUGACUUCUUCAUCUUCCUCCAAUCGAUUCAUUGCCAAUUUCGUUCUCCUUUUGGUGCAACCAUGUGGAGAGCUUGACUUCGACGAUAAACUCGAUUUGGUUUCUGAAUACAUACCCAAGUUUUCAGAAGAGUUUCUUGGCGAUGUAUCAUUGUUGCUUAGCGAUGGAGACUACAGGGGAAAGGAAAUGAAAACCACUUUGCAGCCUUAUUGUGACAAUAACCUGGAUUUUAGUUCUUCCCAGAACUAUUGUGGGGAAAUGGCUAUGGUUGGCUUGGAUGCAAUGCAGCGAGCAAAUUCUACGCUUGAAGAUUUUUUCAGAUCUUAUUUCAUGUUUCACGGAAUGGAUGUAAACAAACCUCAAUCUGUAUUCAAAUACUUUCCCAUUCUUUCAUUUACGGAAAGUUACAUAUAUCAGCUGGACACUUUGAACGAGAAGAUAGUUUUGGGUGGAUUCACUUUUGAAGAAUCUCAGGAAGCAAAUGAAAGGAGCACUAAGAUUCUAAGUGCUAUUAAAUCUGAUCCACUUCAACCUCUUAUUAAUCUCCUUCAAUCGCAUGGCUUAUUGACAGACAGAUUGGUCCAUGAACUAAGAAGUGGAGAGGAGUAUUGGGCAUUGGAAAGGGGCCUAUGCGGUGCAUUGGCGAGCAAAAGGAAGGUCUCUAUUGAAGAUGUAAUGCGGGCUAUUCAUCUGAAAUCAUUUGAUUAUAGAGUGUUAAACCUUCUUUUGUAUCAGUUGAGAGGAGAGAAGGUUAAUGACUUGCACAUGGAAUUUCUAUCAAUCUCAGAAUUGCUAGUUGAGAUAGCUGACGAUUUGUUUGAUUAUGAGGAUGAUGUAUUAGAGAAUAACUUCAACAUUUUGCGCAUGUUUGUCCGGAUAUAUGGAGCUUCAGCUCCAACUGCGCUGGCAAAAUAUGUGAGCGAGGCUGAGGAAAAGUAUGACAGACUAUUAAAAGCUUUGGAUCCUCAUUUAUCCUCACUUUACCAAAGGAGAUGUGAAGAGGCCACUAAAGAAGGUGGUAAGGUGUCAGCACAUCCAUUUGGAUCGUGGAUUAUGCCACCUCUGAUACGAGACGAGGAGUCGUUUCGAGCAUCUGUUAUGUCUAAUAUUCAAACAUGAAAUAACAAAUGUUGUUGUAAAUGAAACAGCCUUCCUAAUCUGAGACUCAUGCUUCUAAAUGGGGGACUGUUGGUUCUGCUGAUCAUUAAUCAGAUUUGGAAUGCCAUUUCCGGCCUUGGCUGAACUUCUACCAGCCUACCACAAGACUUUCAACAAGCAAUUCUUGCUCUUUAUCGAUGACAUUUGGAUAUUUAUUUGCUGAAAUAUAUGGAUUUAAUAGUCAGUUUCGUGCA